CCGCACCAUGGGCCCGGCAGUGGCGGCGGUGGCGGCGGCGCUACUGGCGGUGGCCGGAGCCGGGCUUCCCCCUUGCUCGCUCGGCAGCCGGGGGAGCGACGGGCGGCUCUGCGCGGAGACCCGGGCGCUCGGCGGGCAAGCGACGGCUUUGGCGCUGCGCGGAGGGGGCGCCGGCCAGCGGGCGCGGGAUCCGGGCUCGGCCGCGGGGGGUCGUCGGCGAGCCAAGCGGGGCUUCACCUACCCGGGCACCCUCUGGUGCGGGGCCGGAAACAUCGCGGAGAGCUACGAGCAGCUGGGAGAGCACCAGGAAACGGACAAGUGUUGCCGGGAACACGACCACUGCCAGCACCUCAUCUACCCCUUCACCUACAAGUACGGGCACCGCAACCUGCGUUGGCACACCAUCAGCCACUGUGACUGUGACAGGAGGCUGAAAGACUGCCUGAGUGCUGUGAAUGACACCUCUUCCCGCGUGGUGGGACAAGCCUUCUUCAACAUCAUCCAGGUGCCUUGCUUCGAGUUGGCCUACAAGGAGGCCUGUGUGGAGUCCUACCUCUACGUGUGGUGCAAGAACUACAGCACGGCGGCUGUCGCCGUCCUCCAGGACCCGGUGAUGUUCGAGCACGGAGGCGAACGGAUAGACGCGCCAGCGACACGCCGGCCGCAACCGGCCUCUUCCACCGCCGUUCCCCCCACCAGCACCUUCCGACCAGCGGGGAGCUCCGCUCCUCUUCCUCCCCGGAAGCCAGGCCAGACUGCCCAGAGACGGCCCUCCCCCGGCCCCCGCCCCCGGCCGAGCAGCUCGCCCCCCAAGCCUCGGAGAGGGAAAGGGAAGGAGAGACGAGGCAGGAAAGGAAAGGGGGCAAAGAGGAAGCAGAAAGGCGCCCGGGCCGAGGCAGGCGCCCCUGCGCCCCUCCUGCGCCCCACCAGGGAGGGGGCCGCCAUCUCCCUGAAGCAGCUGGCCGGACAGGACCCGGGGAAGGGGGGCGCCCAGGCCCCAGGCGGGCAUCCCGAGGUGGGGCGGGGGGACGCUUUCAAUGCCAUCCUCAGUGACGAGCCUGGCGCAGGAGGGACUGAGCCGGGGGCGGGGGCUCCGCCUGGGAGCAUGCAGACCCUCCCGCUCAAAGGCGCCACCCCUGGGCCGUCCGGGGGAGCGGGGAGGAGGAGGGGGAGGAGGAGGAAGCUGCUCCAGGAGGAAGAGGCAACACCGCCACGCCGUGAGCGGCGCUCCGUCCCCGGCAGAGACCCGGGGGAGGAAGCGGGGGCUCCCCGGGAUGGCCUUGCUCCUCCGGCCUACGGGAAUGGCAGCUUGUUGCGCCUGCUCCCUUCUCUCCAGUCCUGCCUCGCCCAGGGCCAGAGUGGCCCUGAAUCCAAGGAGGUAAAAGGCGCUUGCCAAUGGCAAGGAGAGGAUCCCAGAUACCCUGAAGGGCAGCCUGCCUUUGCCACAGGUGCCAAGGAGAGCAGGAGGCCCCACCUGCCUCCAGGAGCAGCAUCUGCCCAGCCAGGCUCACGGGUGUGUGCGUGCGCCUCAGGGGCCCGGAGGAACGUGCCCCCUGCUGCCCACUCCCAGUAUGGGCCAGCACAAUGGCCCACGCUGGCCAGCCCCGUCCCCUUGCCUCCCGCUGCGCAGCGCUAA
Candoia aspera is the source of this 1636-nucleotide messenger RNA. RefSeq names its product protein interacting with cyclin A1 (gene PROCA1). Gene Ontology annotation, biological process: arachidonate secretion; phospholipid metabolic process. Gene Ontology annotation, molecular function: A2-type glycerophospholipase activity. The record is from RefSeq and is a predicted model, not a curated record. The coding region runs from base 8 to 1636 and encodes 542 amino acids. NCBI's taxonomy places the organism in Eukaryota, Metazoa, Chordata, Lepidosauria, Squamata, Candoiidae. The transcript has 5 exons.